This is a messenger RNA of Caenorhabditis bovis, 1488 nucleotides long. Lineage: Eukaryota; Metazoa; Nematoda; Chromadorea; Rhabditida; Rhabditidae. The record is from the annotation of a GenBank genome assembly.
AUGGACGCAGGCAAUGAAGGGCAAACCGUUAAAAAGUACAACGCGGCGAAAAUCCAAUGGAAGCUCGUUGAGGAGCGAAAAAAGCAAUUUUUCGAUGGCGACACCGGCUUCGAUCUACCCGGCGACGACUACGACGACAAACCGUUUCGAUAUGUCACACUGCCGAAACUAUUCACGCGCGCCUCCAAUACAGAGCUAUUCAAUUGGAAAUGGAGCCCGUGCGGUCGAUAUGGUGCCGAUAUGCCGGGCGGUCGCGAUCAGGUGAAAAUCGACACCGUCGAUAAAAUCGCCGUGUUCGACAUUCAUAUGCUCUCAUGGAGCCUCUACGACGUCCGCAACUAUCAAUUCAGCAUACCGCGCGUCGCUUUCAUGUAUUGGAUUUCGAAGACGAUGCUGGUUUGCGUGUCGUUGGAGCUCACCGAGGAGAUUCGCGACGAUUCCGCCGACGUGCCGUUCGUCUUCCGACAAACGAUGUUCAGCGUUGAUCACGACAUGGAAGAGAUGAUACCACUGCAAUCCGUGUUUUACUUCACGGAUCGCUACAUCUCGAUUCCCACGUGGUAUCACAUAUUUCAUGAUCGCGUCGGGGAGCCUUUCAUCGAUCAUAAUCAAGACAAGUGGCUCGUCUUCUCGAACACUGUCGAUUCGUUGAUUUUGAUCCCAUACGUGCCUGGAAAUGACAUCAAAUACGUUUCAUUUGACAUGAACGAUAUUAUGAGUAGUAUUCUUGGCGAAAAUUGUGAAGUCGACUCAUUCCCAUCAUCCCAUUUUGUGCCAUACGUUCACGAUCAAUUUAUACAUUUUUUCAUUCGCAUCGAUAAAGAAACGUUCCGCAAGUUACAUAAUAAUGGGUAUCUGGCUAGACGAAGGCCCGAACUUGAUGGGAUCUACCAGAUUCAGGUGGAUCUGCGGCGAGUGCUCAACACUGAUGAUGUACACGAGUUUUUAAGAACUAACAAUCGUAUUAAUAAAGAGGACGUGAUUUUCCAUCGAAAAGUGAUCGACGAGAUCGAGGAUCAUCGCGUCGUUUACACGCAAAACGGCCGACGCUUGAUUCUCGCCAACAUUGUGCCGAAUCUGACGAUGACCGCUUCGCAGAAGCGAAUGAAGGCCUCUGAUUGGGUCUUUUUGAAAGAGUUCAUCUCGUGGAAAUAUCGCGAAUCGGUCGAAAACGUCUAUUUUAUAAGCAUUGAUUUGCACACCGGAGAGCUUCGACGAUUUUAUUGCCUGCUGCUCGAAUCUGACGUGAUUUCGCCGCAUCCGUCAGGCGCUGUGUUGAUGUUCAGAUAUCGAGAAGACUAUUCGAUGCGAAUCGGCGAGAUGCCGUGCUUUUCGCCACUACCACUAACAAUUCUGUGCCGGCACGUGCUGAAUGACGUCAUCGACAUAGAUCCGAAAUUCAUUCAGGACAAAUUGGCCGAGAAAGAGUUGAGUUUGAAUUUUUUUGCGCCGCUACUUACAGUAUUCUCGAUUACAGUAUUCACCUGA